Messenger RNA from Oryza brachyantha (malo sina), 1840 nucleotides. RefSeq lists its product as uncharacterized. Gene Ontology annotation, cellular component: mitochondrion. The coding region runs from base 51 to 1373 and encodes 440 amino acids. The transcript has 13 exons. Gene Ontology annotation, molecular function: protein-arginine omega-N symmetric methyltransferase activity. Lineage: Eukaryota; Viridiplantae; Streptophyta; Magnoliopsida; Poales; Poaceae. The record is from RefSeq and is a predicted model, not a curated record.
UCGGACUCCGCUUGCCGCCGCCGCCGCCGCAGCCGAAUCCGCCAUUGGCCAUGGCGUCCGUCCCGGCGGUCCGACGAGCGGCGGGGCUCGCGCGGUGGGCUCCGGCGGCGCUGUUCUCGUCGGGGAUCGUGCCCGAGGACAAGCCCAUUCUGGUGCGUGACUUCGUGAGGUCGGCGCUGUACGACCCCAACCAUGGCUACUUCUCCAAGCGGUCGGGGCCCGUGGGCGUGCUCGAUUCCAGCAUCCGCUUCCACCAGCUCGAAGGUAGGAGUGCAUAUAUGCAGUACCUUGAUAAGUUGUAUAAGAAGCAUGACAUCGCUUGGUUUACUCCGGUGGAGCUCUUCAAGCCAUGGUAUGCCUAUGCAAUAGCCGCAUCAAUCCUGCGUACAGCAAAUCUUUCAGUCCCACUGAAGAUUUACGAGAUUGGUGGUGGUUCUGGAACAUGUGCAAAGUGCAUACUUGACUACAUGAUGUUAAAUGCUCCACCAAAAGUAUACAAUACUAUGAAAUACAUCUCAGUAGAGAUUAGCUCCUCUCUUGCUGAGAAGCAGUUGGAAACUGUUGGUGAGGUGCGAAGCCAUUUGUCAAAAUUCGCAGUUGAGUGUCGUGAUGCAACGGACAGAGCUGGAUGGGGCCGCAAGGAUCCUCGACCUUGUUGGGUGUUAAUGCUUGAGGUACUUGACAAUCUGCCCCAUGACCUUGUCUAUUCACCAGAUCAGGUGUCUCCAUGGAUGGAAGUAUGGAUUGAAAAAAUAAAUGGAAGCUCACAAGGCUCUGAGGUCUACAAACCAUUACAAGACCCGUUAAUUUCCCGCUGUGUUGAGAUUACUGGCAUGAAUGAAGAGAAUGUGUCCGUAAGAGAUAAAUUGGCAUUUGCUGCAAAAGGAGUUCUGUCAAAAGUAUUGCCAAAACCUCGGAGAGCUUGGUUACCAACUGGAUGCUUGAAACUACUAGAUACUUUACAUCAAGCGUUGCCAAGCAUGUCCCUUAUAGCUUCAGAUUUCAGUUAUCUUCCUGAUGUCAGUAUACCUGGUGAUAGAGCUCCGUUGGUUUCUUCAAAGAAGGAUGGCAAGACUUUGGACCAUCGCAACUAUCUUGAGGCUCAGGGUGAUGCAGAUGUUUUCUUCCCAACCGAUUUCUGGCUUUUGGAGAAGAUCGAUCAUGACUGCUCCGGUUUUUCAAAAGAGCAAAAGAACCCUGGCGCAUUUAAACCAGUUAAGAAGAGGAGAACUAUCAUUCUUGAUUCUGCUGCUUUCAUGGAAGAGUUUGGACUGCCAUUAAAGACAAGGACCAAAGAUGGAUACAAUCCACUUCUUGAUGAUUUCAGGAACACCAAAUUCUAUCUAAGCGUUCCUACCCAUAACAAGAAAUAGUCGUCAUAUGUUCUUUCUUGUUAUGUACUAGUCUGUUUGCUGGUCUGAUCAUACCUAUCAGGCUACAACAUGCGGAUGGAAAUCGACUGUGCAACGACUAACGAGCACUAAAUUGCUCCAUAACUUUGCUUACUUUUUGAGGAAAAAGUCCAUUUUACUCCAAACUAAUUGAUUGGAUCACUUAACACCUUGAACUAUUUUUCAUAUCAAAAUUUUAGUCCAAACCAGUAUGGAGACCAAAAAAAAAAGUAUUGUUAGAGAGUAAAGUGAACUGUUUUUAAUAAUUUGAGGUGUAAAAUGAGCGCAGAAGGAAAAUAGACUUUUUAUUUUAUUUUUUGAGAGUUACGGAGACCGAAGAUUUACAUGUUUGAUUUGUCCAUUUCUGUACUUCACAAGCUGCUUGGCUUAAAAGUGAACGAUAAUGUACUGCACAGAAUACCGGGUCAGAUUAUUUAAGCCACGGUCUA